AUGUUCCGCGGCAGGGAAUUCUUCACUGUCUUCCUUCAGAACGAUGACGAAGGCAUCUACCCCACCAUCGAGCUCCUCUUCACAGCUUACUUUGACUCCACCACCGUGACAGUGAUGGCGACCAGCGGCACCUUCACCGACACCGUCACCCUCGGGAAGGGCAAGACGGUUUCGCUCCACGUGCCUGGGAACAUGCAGCUCGUCGGCAGCCAGGUUUCGGAUAAAGCCAUCGUGAUUCAGGCAGACAAGGAGAUCUCCGUGGUCUCUGUCAACACCAAGAGUUACACCGUGGGUGCCACCGCUGUUUUGCCGGCAGAUAGGUUGGGCAACAGCUAUUACGUGGUGACGCCGGAGGGCACCACAAAAGAAGGCUUGAAGGAGUUUGUUGUGGCAGCUGGGAAGACUCCGGCCACCGUUUCCAUCAACGCCAAGGGCAAGUUUUAUUACAGAGGGAGGAAUUACUUGCCUGGGUCCACCCUCCGCGUCUUCUUGGACAGCUACCACAGCUUGCAACUGCAAAGCAGCUACGAUUUGUCCGGCACCAAGAUCACGUCAGACAACGCUGUCGCUGUCUUCAGCGGACACAGCUGCGUGAAGGUGAACACGGGCUGCGACUAUGUGGUCGAGCAGCUUCUGCCUGUCGCCGCGUGGGGGAAAGACUACAUCAUCCCCCCCAGCCCCUUGCAGACGGCCACCGACUUCGCCUACGUCGUGGCAGCCGAGAAAGAUGUUGCGGCCGGGGAGGUCCGCAAGUUCAAGAUCAGCAAAAAUUCACCUCUUUACCUGAGCGCUUCAGCUGUGAUUCAGGUGGUUUUCUUCUUCACUGGUGCCAAGGGCUCGCUUUAUCAAGACCCCUUCCUACUCAACAUCCCACCCAUCUCCACCUACUGCACAUCCUACUGGGUCAGCAGCCUGGGUGACUACAAGAACCAUGUGGUUCUCAUCGCCCAAAGCGAGAACGCCAGCACCACCACCCUCAACGAGAAUACAGACAGGAGCAUGUCCUGGCAAGCAAUUCCGGGCACAGGCUUCUCCUGGGCCACUGUCACCAUGAGCAAGCCAGAGGAAAUCCAGAGCGUCGAGCACCAGCAGACACCCCUUGGGCUCCUGGUCUUCGGCUUCCAGAAUUACGCUGGUUACGGUUUCACCGGGCUUUGCGCCACGACUUUUGAUCCACUUCCCUGCACAGACCUGGGCUGCAACACGUGCGAGGUGGAGGACAGGGAAACCACGUGCGUCCAAGAAAUCAUCUCGACCUGCUGGGCCACUGGCGCUCUCCACUACCACACCUUCGACGGGAAAGACUUCAGUUUUGUGGGCACGUGCACCUACACCUUGACCAAGACCUGUGAGUCGGAUCCGACCCUGCCCGUUUUCAGUGUCGAGGCCAAAAACGAACACAGGGGUAACCCAAAAGUCUCCUACGUCAACUCUGUGACCAUCCACGUCUACGACAUUACCAUCACUAUCGUCAGGUCCGAGAACGGGAUCGUGAGGGUGAACAACCGUCGGUCCCACCUCCCCAUCUCCCUCGCCCAAGGGAAAGUCCAGCUGCAGCAGAAGGGCAAGUCUGUGCUGAUUAAAACUGACUUCAAGCUGAAGAUCCUCUAUGACUGGGAUGACCACGUGGUGGUGAAGAUCCCUGGUAGGUUCUCCGGCAAAGUGUGUGGGAUGUGCGGCAACAGCAACGGUGACGCCCGGGAUGAUUCCCUCAUGCCCGAUGGCAACCUGGCACAGGACCCCGUGGAGCUGGGCCAGAGCUGGAAAGUGGCCGACAAGAGCCAUCGCUGCUGGGACACCUGCAGAGGGGAGUGCGGACGUUGCCCGUUCGACAGGGCAGCGAAGUACAAGGGGGAGACAUCAUGCGGGUUGCUCACCCAAAGCCUGGGGCCCUUCGAGCGCUGCCACGCCGUCGUCGACCCCAAGGUCUACCUGAAAAACUGUAUCCAUGACCUCUGCCUGAACGAUGGGAUGCACAUCAUUCUGUGCCAAGCCCUCAAAGCUUAUGCGGACAGCUGCCAGGAGAAGGGAAUCACUGUUUCUGACUGGAGGACACUGGCACGUUGUCCUCUCUCCUGCCCGAACAAUAGCAAUUACACCACGUGCGGCACUGCCUGCCCCACCACCUGCAACAGCGCUGUGAUGCCCGCUGACUGUGAUGCCUCUGGCUGUGUGGAGACCUGCAAGUGCCAGGAGGGCUUCGUGUUCGAUGCCAACAAGUGCAUCCCCAAGGCUGAGUGCGGCUGCAUCUUCGAGGGCCUCCUCCACGGCCUCCACGAGGAGUUUUGGGGUGACAGCACCUGCACCAAACGCUGCGUCUGCGACGCGAAUUCCCAGACGGCCGUAUGCCACUGGGCCAGCUGCCAUGCCACGGAAGAAUGCCGGGUGGAGGGUGGCAUCCAGGAUUGCUACCCCAAGAUCUAUAGGACCUGCACAGCAGUCGGUGCCACCCACUACAAGAGCUUCGAUGGCAUGGAGUUCAUCUUCCAGGGCACGUGCAUCUACCAGUUUGCUGGGUUGUGCAAGAAGAUCCAAGGUCUGGUGGACUUCCAGGUGCUGGUGCAGAAUGGCCGCCAGGGUGACGAACAUCUGUCCUCCAUUGCUUUCGUGAUGGUCAAAGUCUACGGCAAAAACAUCGUGAUCAGCCAGGAACACCCCGGCAAAAUCAAGAUCAAUGACCAGUUGGCCAACCUACCGUAUUACCGCAGCGACAGGAAGAUCUCCAUCUACAGAGGUGGGCACGAAGCGGUGGUAGAGACAGACUUUGGCCUCACUGUCACCUAUGACUGGCAAAGCCAGGUCACCGUGUCGGUGCCCAGUGCUUACGCAAACGCCCUGUGCGGCCUCUGCGGGAACUACAACGGGAACCCAGACGAUGAGAUGAUGAUGAAGAACGGCCAAGUGACAUCAAACCCAGACAGCUUUGGGCACAGCUGGAAGGUGACCGACACCCCGGGCUGCGUGGAGCUGUCACAGGUGCAAUGUCCUGCCUUCUCGGCAGUUCUGCAGGACCAGGAGUCCUCGAAGACAGGUUGUGGGAUCCUCACGCAAGUGGGUGGACCCUUCGGAGCUUGCCAUGCUCAUGUGGACCCCAUCAAGUACUUCCACAACUGCGUGCAUGAUUUGUGCCUCUUCCCGGACCAGAAAGGUGUGAUAUGCCUGAUCAUCGCCCGCUACACCGCUGCCUGCCAGGCUGCUGGUGUGACCGUUGGCACAUGGAGGACGGAUGAUUUCUGCAGUAUGUCGUGUCCUGCAAACAGCCACUACGAGAUCUGCUCCCAGAGCUGCAGCCAGACCUGCAGCAACAUCUACACCUCAGUGAAAUGCUCAGAGGAGUGCAAGGAAGGCUGCAUGUGCAACGAAGGCUUCGUGUUCAGCGGCGACGAGUGUGUCUCCAUGUCCCAGUGUGGAUGCCUCCAUCAGGACUUCUACUACAAGGUGGAGGAGACCUUCUUCCCCACCAAGCAGGACAAAUGUCAGUGCCAGGCUGGCGGCACUGUGGUCUGCCAAAGAAUUUCGUGCCCCACAGGCAGCAUAGGCAAGGUCAUCAGUGGUGUCUUCCAAUGCUUACCUGCCACACCUGUGGCCUGUGUGGCCAUCGGUGACCGCAACUAUCUCUCCUUCGAUGGGAUGGCUUUCAACAUCUCGGGCACCUGCUCCUACAUCCUCACGGAGACGUGCACCAGUGACUAUGCUGAACCAUUUGUUGUGAAAAUCAAGAAGGAUGCCCGGCAGAAGAAGAAGGUCUCCGGCAUCCAAGCAUUGUCUGUUGAAGUCUAUGGGCUCACGUUGACCUUGACACGAGGGUGCAAGCACGCACCCGUCAAAGUCUAUGGGCUCAUGGUGACCUUGACACAAGGCAAGAAGGGAACCAUCACAGUGAACUCCAUAUACCACCACCUCCCGGUCAUCCUGAGCAAUGGACGCAUCCAGGUGCACCAACAUGGUAUGGGCGUCCUGCUUCAGACUGACUUCGGCCUCGUCAUACACUAUGACUUCCUCCACCACGUGACGGUCACAGUCCCGAAGAGCUACCAGAACCACCUCUGUGGGCUCUGUGGCAACUACAACGGGCAACGCAACGAUGAUUUCCUCCUUUCCAGUGGCAAACAGGCCCCCAAUGCGAUGGUCUUUGGCGCUGCUUGGAAAACGACUGAUGCGUCCUGCGAUGAUGAGUGCCCCAAGGGUGACUGCCCUGUCUGCACGGAGGAAAAGAAGGUGGUCCUGCAGAAACCCAACUACUGUGGCAUCCUCACGGAACCAAACGGCCCCUUUGAAUCCUGCCACCGCCUCAUCGACCCAGCCCUGUAUUUCCAAGCCUGUGUCCACGACCUUUGCCUCACUGAGGGGGACACCCACAUCCUCUGCCAGAGCAUCCAGAGCUACGCCACUGCUUGCCAAGAUGCUGGUGUCACCAUCGAGGCUUGGAGAAGCCCGUCCUUCUGCCCCCUCAAGUGCCCGGCCAACAGCAGCUACUUCCUCUGCAACAACGCUUGCGUCAACAGCUGCUCAGGGCUUGUAGAUGCCUCCAAAUGCCCCAAAACCUGUGUCGAAGGCUGCCGCUGCGAUAAAGGGUACAUCCUCGAUGGCCACGACUGCAUUCCCAAGGAAAAUUGUGGAUGCUUUGUGGAUGGGGAAUAUUACAAGCCCCACGAGUCGGUCUUCAAGGAUAACUGCCAGAAGCAUUGCACAUGUGUCCCCGGCAAGGGCUUGACUUGCAGCAGCCGCAGCUGCACUGACGACGAAACCUGUGAAAUCCAGGAUGGGGUCUUGCGUUGUGUCAAUAAAAACCCCUGCAAAGCCCUCCAGUGCCGGCCCAAGGAGAGGUGCAAGUUGAAGGACGGCCAUGCCAAGUGUGUCCCAUCCCAGGUUGCCACCUGCUGGGCUUGGGGGGACCCCCACUACCACAGUUUCGAUGGGCUCGACUUCGACUUCCAAGGCACCUGCACCUACACCAUGGUCGAAUCCUGUGGGAAUGACACCAGAUUGGUACCCUUCAAGGUGGAGGGCAAGAAUGACAUCCGUGGUGGGGUGAAAUCAGUCUCCUAUGUGAGCUUGGCCAACAUUAAGGUCUAUGACCAAGACAUCUCCAUCCACCGGAAGGAAUUGGGCAAAGUCAGGGUGAACGGGAUGGUGACGCUGCUCCCGGUGAGCCUGGAGGAUGGCAAGGUGCACAUCUUCCAGAGCGGGCUCAGCGCCGUGCUGGAGACGAAUUUUGGGCUCCGGGUAAUGUACGACUGGAACUGGCAUCUGCUCAUCGACCUCCCCAGCAGUUACUACAAACACACCUGCGGCCUCUGCGGCAACUUCAACUUCAAGCCCGAAGACGACAUCCCCCAGAGCGGCAACAACCUCAACGCCCUGGUAGACUGGGCCAAAGGCUGGAAAGUCUUCGAAGAAAACGACCCAUUUUGCUGGGAUUAUUGCGAAGGCAACUGCCCGGUGUGCGAGGAGGCGGCAAAGGAGCUGUACGGGGGCAACCAGUACUGUGGUCUCAUCAAAAAAAGCUUCCAGGGGCCCUUCAAGGCUUGCCACAAUGUUGUCAAGCCCCGGGAUUUCUACCGCAACUGCCUCUACGAUGUGUGCAUAAGCGCCGGGGCGAAGAAAAUCUUCUGCCAGGUGCUGGAGGCUUAUGCGUCCACCUGCAGGAAACACGGGGCUGUCGUGCAUGACUGGAGGACGCCAUCAGGCUGCUUGUUAGCCUGCCCCGAAAACAGCCACUAUGAAGCCUGUGGCAACGCCUGCCCAGCCACGUGCACCAACCGGGAUGCGCCCGCCAGUUGCACCCAGCCCUGUGUGGAGACCUGCGCCUGCAACGAGGGCUACGUCCUCAGCGGUGGCCAGUGUGUGGCGGUGGCCAGCUGCGGCUGCACCCACAAUGGUCGCUACUACCGUCCCGGGGAGGAGUUUUGGGCUGAUGAGGCCUGCCAAUCUCAGUGCAGGUGCGACCCGGAUUUGGCCAUGGUGGUGUGCAAGAAAGCUGGUUGCAAGGUGGGGGAGAAGUGUGACGUAGUGAACGGUGUGCGGCGGUGCGUGGCCAAGAGCCGCUCCAUCUGCGUGGCUACCGGCGACCCCCAUUACACCACCUUUGAUGGGCGCCGCUACGAUUUCAUGGGCACCUGCAUCUACCAGUUUGCUGCCCUCUGCUCCGAUGACCCCACCCUCGUCCCCUUCACCGUCACUGUGGAGAACAACAACCGGGGCAACCGUGUGGUCUCCUACACCAAGGAGGUCACCCUGAAAGUCUACAACAUGACCCUCAGCCUCAGCCAGGCACACCCCCAGAAGCUCAAGGUCAAUGGGAUCCUGGUGGAUCUGCCCUUCAACCAUGACAACAAGCUCCAGGCCUACCUCAAAGGUGUCCACGGCUUCAUCAAGACUGACUUUGACGUCAUAGUCACCUUCGACUGGUACAGCUACGCGAGAGUCAUCCUCCCCAACACCUACUCGGGGGCUGUGUGUGGCCUCUGCGGCAAUGCCAACAGCGACCCCCAGGACGACUUCACUUUGCCCAACGGGCAGCUGACUACUGACGAAAUCCAAUUUGCCGACUCCUGGAAGGUGGCCGACGUCCCCGGUUGCAGGGCCAGUUGCACCGAGGAUUGCGAAGUUUGCACCCAAGAGGAGAAACAAGCCUACCGGGGCGACAAACACUGCGGGCUCCUGGUGAAGAAGCGGGGACCCUUCACUGCCUGCCACAGCGCCAUCGACCCGGCUCCCUACUUCGAGGAUUGUCUUUUCGACACGUGCCUCUACAAGGGGCAUCAGGAAACCGUCUGCAGCUCCAUCAGUGCCUACGUCACCGCCUGCCAGAGCCAGGGCAUCAGCAUCAGGCAGUGGCGCACCGCGGCCCUCUGCA
Molecule: messenger RNA, 6859 nt
Organism: Pelecanus crispus (Dalmatian pelican)
Lineage: Eukaryota; Metazoa; Chordata; Aves; Pelecaniformes; Pelecanidae
Source: RefSeq, a predicted model, not a curated record